Molecule: messenger RNA, 4532 nt
Organism: Magallana angulata
Lineage: Eukaryota; Metazoa; Mollusca; Bivalvia; Ostreida; Ostreidae
Exons: 5
Coding region: 609-3530 (973 amino acids)
Source: RefSeq, a predicted model, not a curated record
UAAACACUCACUUCCAAAAUCACUUUAAAAUUUAACGACAGUCCUGACCAGACGUGACAAAAUUAUUUACGCCUCACUGCACGUGGCUUGGGUAAGUGACAUCGCUGUGUGGUGGGUACUAAAGUUCUAAUGAGUUUUAAUAUAUAAAUCCUUUAAUUUCUAUUUUAAAAUACUUUCUUAGUAAUGGAAUAAAUUUUACAUGGCUUAUCACCCAUUAGAUGCCAUGCAUUUGACAUAAGUAGAGACUUACUCUUUUAAACAUGCCUUUAUUUCAUAGGGAAAAUGUGCCAAAUCAACCCCAAAAAUAUUGAAAUGUUAGUUAUAGAUUUGUGCUUUAUUUUGUUUAAAAAAAAAAACCGAAUUGUCUGAUGAAUGCCUUAGUAGAUUUCGUCAAAACCGGAAGUACAGGAAGAAAACAAAAAUGAAAGCAUGUCAAUCCAUCGGAAGCAUGUUGGUGGAUCUGUGCAAUUUUCCAAGCUUGUUAAACCUCAGAGAGCAAUGACACAAUAAAAGAGUACAGAAAACAGGACUGUUGGAAAAAGUCAGAUGAUGGAAAAUAUGAGUGUUCUGUCUGUAAGAAAAAACUGGCCUCAAAACAAAGAGUGUUGAUGCAUCUUCAUGGGGUGCACAGAAUGACCCCAGUAAGGAGAGAAAAGAAGAAAUACAAACAUGACAAGACUGAAUCUGUUCCACGGUCUACUGCAUACAGAUGGGAAAGAAAGAAAUCUGGGGAAUGUGCAAAUACAUCAGCUAAAAGGAUUCUAUUUCGAGACCCCAGUUCCACAACUGGAAAUGAAGACUUGAGUGUAGAUCCUGUAGAAUUGCCUGGAAAUGAUUCAGGUUCCAGAUUGGAUGAUUCAAAAACUGAAAAGUUUGUGGUUGCCCAAGAAAAAACAACAGAUCUUUCCUUCUCUGAGCUACUACCAGUGCUAUGUUCAGACACUUCUAAAACCACCUGUGGAACAGAAGAGAAAAUGUUAUUGGAUGGUGAAUUUUCAAACACAUAUGGUUUAAAAAAAUCAAGUAGUAAUGCAUCCAUCCACAGUGUGCAGGACUUUGAAACAGUGCCCCCAAAUUUCACAUCGUCCGACUCUGAAGACACAGAAUUCUUAGAUUUCAAUUUACCUGACACUGAUGAUUCAAUCCAUAGUGUGCACGACUUUGAAACAGAGCCCCCAAAUUUCACAUCGUCCGACUCUGAAGACACAGAAUUCUUAGAUUUCAAUUUACCUGACACUGAUGAUGCAAAAUCCUUAGAUUUCAGUUCCUCUGACUUUGAUACUGACAGUGACCAUGAUACAGCUUCCAAAAGUGAUGCGGACGAUUUAGAAUGCCAUUUAGACAUGCCAGAAAAAGAAUACCAGGCACUGUCGUUGCUAUCUUGCUUUUUGAGAAAUCAGUUUUCAGCAAGUGCCAGUAAAGAUAUUGUUGAAACACUUAGAGAAAUUUUUCCUAAAUUGAAAGAAAUAAACACAUUGAACUGGGAUGAAAUGUUAUCACAUAUUGACAAUACUUCACUGAAGGAAAUUCACUAUUGUGAACUUUGCACAAAAGUUUUCCCUGUUGAGAACGAAAAUGUCUUUCAUUGUCAAAGUACAGAUUGUGAGGGACUUCGUUACAAAGGACCCUUGAGAAACCAAAACAAAACGUCAAGACAGCCAAGACAGAGCUUUGUCUUUGCAGAUGUAGGCAAACAAUUAACUGAUCUACUUCAAACACCUGGAAUUUGGGAAGAUAUUCAAGCGACCAAAAAAAGUGCCUUUGAAAGGCUUAAUUCUGGAUCUAGCAUAUUAACAGAUAUUGUAGACGGGCAAGAAUACAGAAAAUUAAUGAAAGAUGGAUUUCUCAAAGAAAGUGAAAACUUGACAGCAAUUUUCAAUACAGAUGGGGUAAACUUGUAUUCAUCUUCAAAAAUUGAGCUAUGGCCAAUAUUUUUAGCUAUAAAUGAACUUAGCCCCGCAAAGCGUUUUUCACGGGAAAACAUUCUUCUAGCAGCAAUGUGGCAGGGCAAAGGUAAACCACCUUUUCAUGAAUAUUUUAGAGAAUUUAGCAGUCAUUUGAAUGCCUUGUAUACCAAUGGUGUUGAAGUUUUUAUUGAUGAUGAUAGUUUUCAUGUGAAGUUGAAGAUCAUAUGUGGUAUAAUGGAUUUACCUGCAAAGGCGGAGUUACUCAACAUGUCAUACUUCAAUGGACCCUUUCCUUGCAUUACAUGUGAGGAGGAAGGAAAGACAGUAAAACAAGGUAAAGGAACAGCUAGAUGUUUACCUUAUAGAUCUCCUGAUGACAGAAGUAUGGAACGAAGACAUGAAGUUGUUAUUGAAAAUAUGAGAUCUGGUAGCCCAAAGAGUCGUUCUAAAGGAUUUAAAGGAAAAUCAGGGAUCUCUUAUUUAAAAGACUUUGAUCUUGUGUCAGGAAUUGUACCAGACUAUAUGCAUGGAGUUUGCUUAGGUGUCACCAAAACUCUAAUGUGUAAGUGGUUCUCAUCAAAAGGGAAAACAAAUGAAUUUUUUAUAGGAAAUCACAUAGAGGAAAUUUCUCGAAGAAUGCAACAAUUCAAACCUCCACACAGUAUUGAGAGGCUUCCCAGAAAUCUUGAAAAAAACUACCAACACUUUAAGGCCACUGAGUUGCAAACUUGGCUGUUGUAUUAUGCAUAUCCUUGUCUUCAGGACUUUCUUAAAGAUGAAUAUCUAGAGAAUUUCUUGUGUCUUUCAGAGGGGAUUCACAUUUUACUAGGAAAUGCAAUAUCAGAAGAGUCUCUGACUAAAGCAAAAUGCCUGUUGCAGCAGUUCUAUGCAUCAUUUGCUAGAUUGUAUGGGGAAGGAUCUAGUGGCCUCAACAUUCACAAUACAGGAUCACACUUGUGUGACUUUGUUAAACUUUGGGGUCCCAUAUGGUGUUGGAGUUGUUUUCCUUUUGAGGACAUAAAUGCAAUGCUGCUUAAUUCUGUUCAUGGUACAGGAGUUGUGUUAAAGCAGGCCAUGAAAUACCGUCAGGCCCAACUGUGCAUCAGAAGGAAAGGACUUCAGUUAAAAAAAUGUAAUAGCUGGAAGGUAAAUUACAUGGCAUCAAAUUGUGCUGUAGCAGGAGCUAUGCAGGUACUUCAACAACAUGAAUUAGAAGAUUCCGUGAAAGCAAAUCUGAUUAAUUUGUUACAGGAAAACUUCCUGGAUAAAUUAAAGAAACUGAACAGAGUUGUUGUUAAUGAAAAGCGUUUCUACUCGGAGCAGUACACACGUAUGCAAAAAAGAAUCUGUACAGUUGUUCUCUUCAGAAAUAAUGAAAUUGGCAAAAUCAAGUACUUCGUGUUCUGUAAUUACACUGAUUCUGUGUACGCUGUUCUCCAAAAAUUGGAAAGAAUUCCAGAAGGACAAGAAAACCAUUACAUACCAGUUACAUUCUCACAAGAAAUUGUUGUGUCCAAUGUUGAGAACCUGAUAGAGGUUUUAGUUUAUCUUGAUUUACAGGAUGUAAAUAGGAAAUAUGUGAUAAAGAUGCCCAAUGGCUAUGGCCAUGCCAUAUUCAAGUGAUUGCGUGAUGCUAUUUUCUUAUUAAUUAAAGUACGGACAGAGGCAAACUUAAUGCAGUGUAUUGAAUUUCCACUGAAACAGAAUAAAUACUCAUUUAUCAGGAUCCAAUUCAAAUUACCAGACUUAAACAGUUAAGGUAAUUUUUGACAAAGGACUUUUACUUUGAUGCUGCAGUGAAACAUUUAUGAUACAUCGGAAUAGUGAUAUGAUGACAAAAUAAAAUUUAAACAUUAUAAUGUUCUGUCACUGUUCAUACGUGUAUUUGAAUCAGCUGUGAUUUUGGAUCAAGCAAUAGAGAAUUUAUUGCUUGCACUGAAAAUUCUAUUGUAUGUUCAUUUAACAGAAAACUUAUUAUCACAAAAUCUAUACCUGUGAAAUUUCAAAAAUGUAUAUUGAGAAUUACACGGUGUAGAUUGUCAUAGCGUGCAUUUGCUAUUGAAAGUCAUUGAUCAUUUUAACAACUUAACACUGCUAAAAACAAAAUCUUUGAAAUUGUUUUACAUGUAGUGAUUGUUAGAUGAGAUUCUAGAAAAGUUCCACUUCUGUUCUUUAUAUUUUUGGAACAAUUUUGGGGUUUGAAUUCUAGAAAAGUUCCACUUCUGUUCUUUAAAAUAUUUUUUGAACAAUUUUGGGGUUUCAAUUCUGCUAAUUAGUUCAUGAAAAACCCUUAUUUACUAAUCAUACAUUUUGUUGAACAGUUCUGGAACAUAUUGCUAUUUUUUUAGUUCUAAACUUGUUCCACAUUAAUUCACUUGUCUGAUAUAGAACAGUUUUGGAACAAUUGUUCCAUUUCUUAGUGUCAGAACUGUUCAAAAAACAUUCUGUUACAUUUCUGGUUUAAAAAUCGGAUUCUUAACAUCCCACAAAAGUUCCAUAAAAAAUCUGAAAUUUUUCCUCAAGUAUUUCAAGGAUUAUAGUUCCAAACAACCUGUUAGGAACAGUUCAAGAACUGUUCUAGCCAAGCAAGAACAGUUCUAGAACACUAGAACAUGUUUUCGCAGG